AUGUCUACUAUGACCCCUACUGCCUUGAGACAGGCAUCCCGGGCUUACGCCCGUCGGCUUUUGUCGACUCCGCAUGGCUCUCUGACGGCGUCCCUGCCCCGGCGGGUGGUCGCCACCAGCGCUGCUAUCCCCAGACGCUCAUACGUCUCCGAAACCAAGGCUGGAAAUGCCCAGGUUACGGUGGACACGGCCAUCAAGCAGGACCAGAAGGCUUUUGUGAACCAGACUGGACUUAAUGCGCAGAAGGUUAACCUUCCUGGCUCGGGCAUCUCCGGCGAUGCGUCCAUGAGCCCUACCGCCGGCAUUCUGAAGCAGGCCACUGUUAUGGACCAAGGCACCCGCCCUGUCUACCUCGACAUGCAGGCAACGACCCCGACGGAUCCCCGUGUCCUUGACGCCAUGCUUCCCUACCUUACCGGCAUUUACGGAAACCCCCAUUCCAGAACCCACGCCUACGGCUGGGAGUCCGAGAAAGCCGUCGAACAAGCCAGAGAACACGUCGCCAAACUUAUCGGCGCCGACCCCAAGGAAAUCAUCUUCACCAGCGGCGCUACUGAGAGUAACAACAUGAGCAUCAAGGGUGUCGCCAGAUUCUUCGGUCGCUCCGGCAAGAAGAAGCACAUCAUCACCACCCAGACUGAGCACAAGUGUGUUUUGGACAGCUGCAGGCACUUGCAGGACGAGGGAUUCGAUGUGACAUACCUGCCCGUGCAGAGCAAUGGAUUGAUCCGGAUGGAAGAGUUGGAGGCGGCCAUCCGUCCCGACACUGCCCUUGUCAGUAUCAUGGCUGUCAACAAUGAGAUUGGUGUCAUUCAGCCCAUGGAGGAGAUCGGAAAGCUUUGCCGCUCGAAGAAAAUCUUCUUCCACACCGACGGUGCCCAGGCUGUGGGCAAGAUUCCCCUGGAUGUCAACAAGCUGAACAUUGAUUUGAUGUCGAUUUCCAGCCACAAGAUCUAUGGCCCUAAGGGUAUGGGUGCAUGCUAUGUCCGCCGUAGGCCCAGAGUUCGUCUCGAGCCUAUCAUUUCCGGAGGUGGACAGGAGAGAGGUCUCCGCAGUGGCACCAUUGCCCCCCACCUUGUAGUCGGAUUUGGUGAGGCUUGCCGUAUUGCAUAUGAAGAUAUGGAGUAUGACUCCAAGCACAUCGCAAGGCUCUCGAAGCGCCUGAGCGACGGCCUCUUGGCCAUGGAACACACCACGCUCAACGGUGAUCCUGACCGCCACUACCCCGGUUGUGUCAACAUCUCCUUUGCCUACAUUGAAGGCGAGUCGCUUCUGAUGGCUCUGAAGGACAUUGCCCUUUCAUCCGGCAGUGCCUGCACGUCCGCCUCCUUGGAACCCAGCUACGUCCUGCGGGCCCUGGGCAGCAGCGACGAGAGCGCCCACAGCAGUAUCCGGUUCGGUAUUGGCCGGUUCACGACCGACAGUGAGAUUGACUACGUGCUCAAGGCGGUGCAAGACCGCGUCCACUUCCUGCGGGAGCUGAGCCCGCUGUGGGAGAUGGUCCAGGAGGGUAUCGAUUUGAACUCGAUUGAAUGGAGCCAGCACUAAAACUUUCUCUUUCUGUGUUAAAGACUGACUGCGAGGGCGGUUAUAUGGUCGUAUACCAGGCGCAUACUUGUUGUUUCUUUUCCAGAUAUCAGCGGUGGGAUGGCGUUCAUAUAGUGUGUAACAUUAUAGGAUUGAUGACGAUCUGUCCAGUCUGUACGAAAAAAAUGGAUAUUAAUGACCAAUCAAUUGAUCGACCU
Molecule: messenger RNA, 1745 nt
Organism: Aspergillus vadensis CBS 113365
Lineage: Eukaryota; Fungi; Ascomycota; Eurotiomycetes; Eurotiales; Aspergillaceae
Product: IscS subfamily cysteine desulfurase
Exons: 2
Coding region: 1-1548 (515 amino acids)
Biological process (GO): [2Fe-2S] cluster assembly
Cellular component (GO): nucleus; mitochondrion; cytosol
Molecular function (GO): pyridoxal phosphate binding; cysteine desulfurase activity
Source: RefSeq, a predicted model, not a curated record